Molecule: messenger RNA, 1649 nt
Organism: Gadus chalcogrammus (walleye pollock)
Lineage: Eukaryota; Metazoa; Chordata; Actinopteri; Gadiformes; Gadidae
Exons: 2
Coding region: 11-1384 (457 amino acids)
Source: RefSeq, a predicted model, not a curated record
CAGAGUCUGCAUGAAGGAUAAGACACCACCACAGAUCCUAGAGGUGGUUGAAAAGGCCAAGAAAGAUGUGUGUGACCUCCUGAAGAAUGGACGGGCUUUUAGUUAUGCAGUCCUGAAGCAAAUCGUCUCAUCACCAAAUCCACUCGAAGGAUUGAUUGAGGAGCUGAAAUACCAUCACUUGUUUGUGACAGGAGUCCCUCCUCCUCUGCCCAUUGGUAAUCCAAGGUUGGUCACCGAAACCCUUUCUGAAUGCCCUGGGGAGGCACCCGGAGAGACAGAGCCAUCUGUUGUGGAAUCUUGCGGCAGCGAUGAGCUUUUUCAAUGUAGACAAGAGAAAACGUAUACCAAAGACAAAAUGGUGAAAGCGAAGGAUUUAGGCAUUUUGAAAAAGCAUUCAGCAGAUCAUCCAUUGCUCAAGCGCUUUGCCGACUACCUAAAGAAUGAUUACGAAAAUGCAAAGUACCAACAGGAGGUUGACACUGUUUCCCGGUACCUGUAUUUUGCUGAUCCUACGGAACCAUCUUUGAAGUUUGUCAAUGACAGAGAGAAGCUCAGAGACUUCCUGGGUCAACAGGCUAAGGCAGGGUAUAAGGCGCAAACAUCAGGAAAUUACAUCAAGUGCUUGAAAAGGUUCUUGGAGUUCCACUUGACAAGGACCGGCUUGAGACAGGAUGACGGGGAGCUCUAUAGGCAGUGCACAUUAUAUUUGAGUUUUUUAACUUCUUCACAGAGUGUCCUCUCUAAGCAAGCGAGCAAAGAAAUUGUGCAAAAGAGGCAUGCCUUGUUGUUUGACAAAAGUCAACCCACACCUCGUGAAUGCUUGGCUGUUCUUGAUAAAGGUGAAGGUGACUUAGUGAAAAUCAUGAAUCAACUUGAUGACAGUUCUUCUUCCUCCCUGAGUAUGACUGAGUGCAUAUUUGUGCUAUACUAUCUUGAGGCAAUUGUCAUACUAAGACACUGCCAACGGCCAUGUGUGGUGCAGAGCAUGAAGGUCAAGGAAUGGCUUGAACGGAAACACGCAGAUGAUGAUUCAAUCGUUUUUGUAAAGGACCACAAGACGGCUGCACAUUUUGUGGUCUCAAUUGUCCUGUCCAAGAAGGAGGAGGCGUGGUUUGAGAAAUAUUACAACAAAGUGCGGCCACAGCUCCUUGCUGGCGAAAGGAAACGUAAGCGAGAUGAGCAGGAUGAGAAGGAUGGAGAUGAUUUUUUCUUUGUGUCCUCCCGCGGUAAGCCAAUUUACAAUGCAGCUGGUGAUCUGAUAAAGCUCCAGCAAAAGUGCAACGUCCCCCAGGUGAGCAGCCAGGUUGUACGGAGGGUAUUUGAGACAGCAGCUAACCGCCUGGAUGACCCUCAGAAGAAAGCAGUUUCUGACUACCUGGGAUGAGGACUCCAAAAUCGUACCAUGACCCGUUUGGUGAGAUGUUUCAUAUGUUUUUUAGUGGAACAAUUCUUGGCAUGUAUGGAUAAACUUUCUGAAUAUGAUGCGUGGCCUUUGACCUUUGGGGGGUGGUGGGGCGGCGGGUGACUCCUAAAGCUUACAGGGCAUCUGCCUUCAGAGACACAUAUGACAUGUCCCUGUUUGGUGAAAUGUUUCAUCUGUGUGUUUGUUUGUGCUGAUGGCUCUUUAAAGGAUGGGGAUGAGGACUCCA